UAAACGUCCAUUCUGGAGUUAACCUAAAGCGUUGGAUAAAAGAGAACACAACUGUAAUAUUUGUAAAUAUAAUUUUGUCUAGCCGUUGUUAAGCGUUUACCUCACCAUCAGCUAUAUAUACGAUGUCUAACAUAUUAUAAUUCUGACACACUUCAGAGAUAACCCAGCACUGCAUUUUGCACCGGCAUCAAGGGAUCCUUCGUAUACACUUUCCCACAGGGAAGACAACACAUUUGUCAUAUUCUAAUAUUGUAUUGUGUUUAGUUACUAGUAAUGAUUAACGACUGGUAAUACUGCUUCCAUCUGUGAUAGUGUGAUUUUAUGAUCUCUGAGAGAUUUUAUGAUCUCUGAGACACUGCUAUAAUCUAACAUUCACCGGCGCCUUCAAAGAAAAUAGCUAAAGCGCCGCAUCCUGCUAGGUUAUCGGUUAAUUCUCCUAAUUAGCCUCGUCCUGAGCCAUAAAUCUGUUGGUAAGACUCAAGAGGAAUUUUUUUUUAUGACCACGAGUAUAAUUAGACAAGAACUGGGUGCCAAACAUCGUGAAAAGUGUAAUAAAACCAUCGUCAAAUGCCUCGUAUAGCGAACUGUUCUUCACACGGUGUAUAAUGUAUUAGCGGUGAUAACCUUUGUUAUGACUGGCAGUAUAUCGUAGACGACUUCCUCGGAUCUCAAGCCUACUGUGUACAGUGUGUUGAUGUUUCCAGAACUUUUAAUAAAAUGAAUAUCACCCCGGAAACAUAUUUACUUAGGUGGUUUGCAGUCACUUUGAGCUUGUCCAUUGUUCUCCAACGUGCAGUGGUUUGUCUGCUGCCAAAUCCGCUGCUUCGUUCGCCUUUGGUAAACAUCACGUAUACCAUUGGCACCGACGUAACGUUACGAUGUAAUGUCAAAGAUAUUGGACACCGGACAGUAAUAUGGCGCAAACUGUCCGAUCCGGUUCCAAUAUCUAUAGGAACAGCAAAGUUCACUCCAAUAAAGAAAUACCGCAUCAUUCACUUCCGUGAUUCUGGCGAAUGGACACUGACUAUCAGGGGGGUGAACCACUCGGAUGCAGGGGAGUACCAGUGCUCACUAUCAGGGGAGGGAAACUAUUUCCUAACACUGUCACUCAUCAUGCCAGGUAACCGUGAUACAUACAUAGCUUCCACUCCUACAACAAUCAGUGUCAACUAUGGUGAAACAGCCAUUCUUCCAUGCACGAUCAUCAACCUAAAGAGGCGCAAGGUUGUAUGGAUGGACCAGAAAGGUGACUUGCUGACAUUUCGGAAAAGGGUUUAUUCCGGUAACAGACGUCUGCGAGUAAUCCACACUAGGCGGGAGGACUGGAGUCUCCAGGUGCGGAAGGUUUCGGAGGCGGAUUUCGGUCGUUACACCUGUUUAGUGAACACCAACCCCGUGCUCACACGGACAGUGCAGCUCAAAAACGCAGGUCCAUCACGAACAGGUCCAGGUCGCAUUAAGGAUGGUUUCAAGAAGGUUGUAACAGCUAAAGAGGGUCAUUCUGUGACCCUCACCUGUCAUUUCACCGGUUCUCCGCCACCGACGAUCACGUGGUACAGAAAGGUCUACCAGAACAAGAAGACGAUCAAAACGGGCUACCAGACAAAGGGUGAGCGGCUACAGCUGACUGGUGUCACACCCGACGACAGCGGCGACUACGUCUGCACCGCCAGAAACGGGGUACCACCGUCUGCACGGGCUAGAAUCAAGCUCAUCGUCACAGCUGCCCCUAUCACUACGACGAUGGCGCCAAAAACCACGCCACAUGAACCUGAAGGGCAAGCUGCACCUGUGACGUACACGGAGAUGGAGACGGUGGGGAUGCGGAAGGGCGACGAUGCCUACUUGGUGUGCCGCGCCGUGGGCAGGCCCCGCCCCACCUUGUACUGGGAGCGGCAUGGACGCCGUGUCUUCGACAGCUACAAGUACCGCGUCACCCCAACGACGACGGGUCAGCACCGGAUUCACUCCAAGUUGAGGAUCUUACAUGUGCUGAGCCAUGAUUUUGGGGGAUAUCAGUGUGUGGCGCAUAACCCGCACGGACUCAGGACAAUGAACGUAACACUGUAUGAAAUAUUCGACAGCUAAUUAUAACGAAGUCUUCACCUCAGAAUAAAGUAACAGAAUAAUAUCCUACAUUAGACAUGUUAAGACGCACAGCUAUAAACUCUCUAUUGUAUUACACAAAUUGCCUUCCUCGCACCGUGUCAGGGUGUUAGGUCAUGCGUGUACACGGACAACAAGGUGUCUGCGCAGAAUCUGAAGACAUGCUAAGACGAAGAAUCAAACACAGUUUAGAACAUGGACAUUGUGCAGUUCUGAUGACUACUGGCAUUGAAAUCAAACCUCUCGUUUAGUUGAUAUAAAUUAAACAGUACAUUAAAUCA
This is a messenger RNA of Gigantopelta aegis, 2387 nucleotides long. Its product is annotated as neurotrimin-like. NCBI's taxonomy places the organism in Eukaryota, Metazoa, Mollusca, Gastropoda, Neomphalida, Peltospiridae. The transcript has 10 exons. The record is from RefSeq and is a predicted model, not a curated record. Gene Ontology annotation, cellular component: neuron projection. Bases 718 to 2088 code for a protein of 456 amino acids.